AUUUGUCAAUUGUCAGUAAUUGCAAAAACAACACAAAUUUACAAAGUCGCUAAAAACUGUUUUCAUUUUCAGAUUAAUCUUUUUUGAUUGUGAUUUUAAUAAAAACAAAAAUGAUCAUAACAAAGGAAACAUUUGUUGAUUUACAAGAAAAACAUAGCAAAGUUGUUAAGUUGCUGGAAGAAGACAAUAAAUCCGAUCCAGGAAAUGAACCUUUUUUAUUAAAGUAUUCAGCUAGAGAUAUUUUGAUUGGAAUGAAAGCAAAUAUCGAGAAUUUAUUAAGGAGCUACUCUGCUGAUGAUCCAUGUCACAAAAAAUUAACAGCCAUGUUUGCUGCUACAUAUUUGUAUUUGGGAAUGGUUGCUUUUGAAACUGAAGAAAUUUCUACUGGAAAAAAACAUUUAGAAAAAUGUAAAGAAGUUAUUGGGAAUUAUCAAUUAGAUCCAGAGAUGAUCCUGAUUGCAAUGAACAUGUAUAAUGAAUUUGGAAUUAUAUCUCAAAACGAACCAGAAGAAUCAAAAAUAUACUUGGAAACGGCUGAAAACUUAUAUGUAGAAUUUAAAAAAAAAUCUGUAGCUCCAGUAGAUAUUAGUGAUUUAUUUCAGGCUAAUUUAGAAUCUUAUAAUACAGAAAUAGCCAACAAAAAUUUCGAAAAAGAUCACACUCUUACAUUGUAUUACUUAGCACAGAUUUAUGGUGCUAUGAAAGAUGCUUUAAAAAGUGCUGUUUAUUGUCACAUAACACUUCAAAGGCAAUUAGAGACAAAUGAUUUUGAUCAUAUAGAAUGGGCAUUGAAUGCUGCCACUCUAUCUCAGUUCUUCAUGGAAAAAAAUGGUUUCAAACAAGCACGUCAUCAUUUAGCAGCUAGCUCUUAUAUUUUAGACACCUACAAAAAUGAAUUAAAUAGCACCACUGAAGAAAGUGAGGCUCAUGAUGCUUUAGUUGAAAGAUUUAAACACAGAAGUGCUGAUGUAGCUAGAUGUUGGCUAAAAUAUGGAAUAAUGUUAUUAUCAAAUUCUAAAGACAGACUUUUAAAUCAUGCUGAUGAUGAUGAAGAUCAUAUAAAUUGCUCUCUAUCCACGGACUUUGCUGAUCUACAAAUUGAGUUCAGUGGAAACAUAUCCCAAUAUGAUCCAAAAAAUUUGUAUUUCAAAAAUAUAGAUGUGACUGCUUAUGAGAAUCAAAUAUCAGAUCAAUUUAUAUUAACACUUCCUGAUGCAAAAGCAGUGUUUCUAAUUACUCAGCAAUGGUCUUUAAAAGCUCAAGAAUAUUAUACUUUAGAAAGUUUAGCUUCAGAUUUUAUAGAGAUUGUUUUGGAUCAAAGUCAGUUAUAUUGUAAUCUACUAUUCUUUGAUGAUGAUCCUGAAAAUCAAGCUAAAUUGCACAAACGCAGAAUUAAACUUCUUGAACACAUCUUGAGUAAUGUAAAUCCACAAUAUUAUUUACAUUAUUGCAGAAAAGUUUGGUUUGAGUUAGGUCGAACAUAUGCAGCUAUACUAGAUAUUAAAAAUGAUAAACUGAAAGAGACCAAAGGCAGGCCCACUCCACACAUUUUGACUAAAAUCAAUAAUUUAGCAGAGAAUGGAAUUUUACAUUAUUCUAACUUUAUAAAGUCAUUCGAAGAUAAGGCCUCCAAUAAACUACCUACUAAAAUACAUGAUGAUUUAGAGAAACCAUUUCUUCAGGCAUGGUUUCAUAAAGCCGUUUUAUAUGGACGGUACAUAACUUUGGAUAAAGAAGUUCAAAUCAAAUAUACUGAAUUAAGCUAUGAAAGUUAUAAAUAUGUAUUUGAUUAUUGUGAAAAUAAUCCAGAAUCUAAAGAGUUACUUACUAUGGCAUAUGGCAUUUGUAAGGAAAUGGUCGCUUUAUUGCCUAUUAAAAUAUUGAAGUUAAAGAAUUCUUAAAUAGUUUCCAGUAGAUAUAAUUAUUGACUUAAACAGUGAUAUAUGUGAUUUUUUGGCUUGUUUUUUAUUUGCUUUGUUUGAAAUGUACAUAAACCAUGUAAUUUUUAUUCGAAUUUUGCAAACAUUUAUACCUGCCUAAUUCUAGAAAAGAAAUGUACAUAAUAA
Messenger RNA from Psylliodes chrysocephalus, 2066 nucleotides. The record is from the annotation of a GenBank genome assembly. NCBI's taxonomy places the organism in Eukaryota, Metazoa, Arthropoda, Insecta, Coleoptera, Chrysomelidae.